This is a messenger RNA of Triplophysa rosa, 5685 nucleotides long. RefSeq lists its product as uncharacterized. The transcript has 2 exons. Gene Ontology annotation, biological process: DNA integration. The coding region runs from base 1 to 4710 and encodes 1569 amino acids. Gene Ontology annotation, molecular function: nucleic acid binding. NCBI's taxonomy places the organism in Eukaryota, Metazoa, Chordata, Actinopteri, Cypriniformes, Nemacheilidae. The record is from RefSeq and is a predicted model, not a curated record.
AUGAGUGUAAGGCCAAAUGAGAGUCCCCCAUCAUUGUUGAAUUAUGAUCUGGAAUCGGUAUAUAAAAGUGUAUGUGAAGAAUAUAGUUCUGGAUAUACAGUUGUCUUGCAAAAUACACAAAAACUUGAGCCCUAUGAUGAUCUGUUCUACACUACUGUGAUUAUUGGUGGACAGGUUGAGGCAAAAGCAAUGCUUGACACUGGGUCGAUGGCUUGUACCAUGAGCUCCAAGAUUUUAUCACAAUUGCUGAGUAUUGGUGUGUUGUCAAGCCUUUCACUUGCCCCAACAGAUGUUGUUUUGGUCGGAUGUGGAGGCACCAGAACAAAACCCUUAGGAAUGAGUGAGCUGGAGAUGGAUGUGUACGGCUGUCACGUCACGGUUCCGACUUUGGUAGUCGAGGGCCAGGGUGAUGAUCUAAUUCUUGGCAGUAAUCUCUUGAAAUAUUUGCUUCAUCAGCUGAGAAGUUCUUCAGAGUUACUAAUAAGUGUGUCUGAACGUGAGUGUGAUAACACUGAACAAAACAAGCUGCUUGAUCUAUUAGCCAAUGUGGAGAUAUGGAGAAAUGGUACUGUCCCUGAUUUAGUAGGAACAGUAAAGAUCAAAAAGGCAGUGUCACUCGAACCUAUGACUGAAAACUUAGUUUGGGGCAGACUGCACAGUACUCAUGACAUCUCAGCUGGCAGUGCUGUCAUUUUGGAGCCCAGCAGAGUAAAAUCAAGGCCAAGGUCAGUGCUGGUUGGAAAAACGGUAGCUUUGAUACGUAAAGAUGGAUGGGUCCCGCUCAAGGUGAUAAAUCCUUCUGAGAAAGCAAUUACUUUGAAAAGAAAUUCUACACUUGCAGAUGCUUUUCCUUGCAUGGCGUUGCAGGAUUUUGACUGCUCUGAAUUUCCUGAGGAUUGCUCACUUGACCUUGAACAAAAAGUUCAGAGAACUGCUGAUGUAUUAACUGACAGACAGGAUGUGAUGAGUGUAGCAGAUGCUCUAAUCUUACCAACCAAGCCUGAAUCAAACGACUCAUGUGUUGCUGAUGGCUCGACAGUCUUACGUGACUUGGGCUUGGCUGACCUGGAUGUGGAGUCUUGCAAUGUGUCCGCGGACUGCAAAGCAAAACUUGUUCAACUCAUCUCUCAGUACCUUUCUAUCUUUUCCAGACACAAGUUGGACUGUGGAAAGGCUGCUGGUUUUGUUCAUCGCAUUCGCCUGAGUGACGACAAGCCCUUUCGGUUGCCGUAUCGACGUCUUGCUCCAAAUCAGUAUGAAAGGCUUCGUCAAGCUUUGGACGAGAUGGAAGAACGUGAAAUCAUACGAAAAUCUAGUAGCGAGUUUGCAUCACCUCUUGUCCUAGUCUGGAAGAAGUCAGGAGACUUGAGAAUAUGUACAGACUUCCGUUGGAUAAAUGCUCGCACAAUCAAGGAUGCGCAUCCACUUCCCCAUCAAGCAGACGCCCUUGCUGCGUUGGGGGGAAACGCCUAUUUUUCUACCAUGGACCUCACAUCUGGCUACUAUAAUGUGGAAGUUCAUGAAGAUGACCGGAAAUACACAGCAUUUACAUCACCCUUUGGAUUAUAUGAAUAUAAUCGUUUACCUCAGGGCCUGUGUAACAGUCCGGCCACUUUCAUGCGGAUGAUGUUGACGAUAUUUGGGGACCAGAAUUUUGUCAGCCUAUUAUGUUACCUGGAUGACGUCCUGGUGUUUGCACCCACCGAAGAGCUGGCAUUGGAGCGCCUGGAAAUGGUGUUUAAGCGUUUGAAGACUAAUAAUCUCAAGCUUGCUCCAAAGAAGUGUCAUCUCUUGCGAAGUUCUGUAAAAUUUUUGGGCCACAUUAUCAGUGCGGACGGAAUUGCUACCGAUCCAGAAAAAGUCAAAGCCAUUACUUCUGUCACAGAGGAUGACCUAAUGGUUGAGGGUACCAAUGUCCCCAGUCAGCAGAAAAUAAGAUCUUUUCUCGGUAUGGUAGUGUUUUAUCAGCAGUUUAUUGAAGACUGUUCGUCAAUUGCCAAACCAUUGUUCAAUCUUACUUCUGGAAGAAAAGCACCUCGUGGAAAGUGGAAGCGCCGAAUGUGUCCGAGAGAGUUGUCCGCCGCAGACUGGUCUGAGGAAUGUAGUCAAGCAUUUCACAAGUUGAAGCAGGCUUUGCUUGACCAAGUCUUGUUGGCCCAUCCAAAUUUUGAUGAGUCUUUCCUGCUUUCAGUUGAUGCUUCAAGUAACGGACUCGGAGCAGUUUUGUCCCAGCUUCCUGCUGGUGGAACAACAGCUAGGCCUGUUGCUUUCGCAAGCAAGUCACUUACCUAUGCCCAGUCACGAUACCCUGCACAUCGAUUGGAGUUUUUCGCUAUGAAAUGGGCUAUCUGCGACAAAUUCCAUCACUGGCUCAGGGGUCAGAAAUUUACAGUUUGGACAGACAACAACCCAUUAACAUAUAUUCUGUCCAAAGCAAAAUUGGAUGCUUGCGAACAUAGAUGGGUUGCUAAAUUAGCACCAUACCAGUUUGACAUUAAGUAUGUUCCUGGUCCAAAAAACGUAGUUGCUGACGCCCUGAGCCGAGAGCCCUUCGUGCACCCUAGCGUACUCCAUCGUCUCACGAGAGUUCCUUACAGUGAGUUAUUGGCAGGAGCUGCUGAUGUGCGCACAGACCAUGUCCAAGAUGUCUUUCGUUGGUCUACUCACCCCUUUGACAGUACUCCUGAUGCUGAAGGUGUGGCCAUUGCUUGUCAUACGGCUAAAGCUUCCUUACCUGGUACGUUGUCAGUGCAGGAAGUAGAAGCUGUUCUGCACUCAUGUAGGCAUACCGAUUCAAACAUCAGGUCACAUAGCUUGUUGCUGCCUCACCUUCCACAAGCAAUAAUGCCAUCUGAAUCACCUGACGUUGAUGUGAUGUCCCACGACUAUCUCAUGAAUAGGCAACAGGAAAACAGUGUUUUGAGCAGAGUGAUUUGCUUUGUCGAGAGAGGACGGAGACCUAACAGGAGGGAACAAAUGAAUGAACCAGCAGCUGUCUUGAAACUUAUAAAACAUUGGGGAAAGCUGCUAAUGAAGGAUGGCGUGUUGUACAAGGUUUCAAAGGAUAGUGUCACCAAAAAGAAGACCUACCUGUAUGUCGUGCCUGAUGCAGUGAAAGUCAUGGUGUUGAAAGGUGUUCAUGACCAAGCAGGACAUCAAGGUCAGCAGCGGACUCUGUAUCUUGCCCGGCAAAGGUUCUUUUGGCAUGGCCUGGAGAAGGAUGUGAGGGAGUAUGUGAGGUGCUGUCGUCGUUGUGUGAUCAGCAAGACACCAGAACCAGAGGGUCGUGCGCCGUUAGAGAACAUCAUUACGACGGAGCCCCUUGAACUCGUCUGCAUAGACUUUUGGUCGGCAGAGGACUCUGACAACCGAUCUCUGGAUGUACUUGUUGUGACUGACCACUUUACCAAGAUGGCCAAUGCAUUCUUGUGUCCGAAUCAGUCUGCCAAAGCUGUGGCGCAUCAAUUGUGGCAUAACUACUUCUGUGUUUAUGGCUUUCCAGGCCGAAUUCACUCUGAUAGAGGAGCUAACUUCGAAAGUGCCCUGAUUGCUGAACUGUUAAAUGUCGCUGGAGUUCAAAAAUCAAGAACAACUCCCUAUCAUCCGAUGGGAAAUGGAGCAUGUGAGAGGAUGAACAGGACUCUGGGAAAUAUGAUACGUGCGCUGCCAGCAAAGGCCAAGCACAAGUGGCCCCAAGUACUCAAAUCUCUAACUUUUGCUUAUAAUUGCACCAUCCAUGAGACCACAGGAUAUGCUCCUUUCCUGUUGAUGUUUGGGAGGAUUCCGCGGCUGCCUGUGGACCUGGUAUUUGAAACUGUUCUGGACAAUCCGGAUGUUGUGAACUAUGACAACUAUGUCCAAGCUCUUCGGAGAGAUAUGAAGGAGGCAAUGCGCAUUGCACAGGUAUCUUCCUUGAAACAGCUGAAGAGACAUGCUGACUUGUACAACAGGAAGGUCAGGGGUGGACCAAUUGAUGUUGGUGAUCGAGUUUUGCUUGCCAACAAGGGAGCACGUGGGAAACGAAAGCUUGCUGACCGUUGGGAGGAUACGACGUACACUGUUGUUGGACUUAACAAAGACAGUCAUACCUACAGAAUUCAGCACAGUCAUACUGGUGUUGUGAGGACUGUACAUCGUAACCUUAUAAUGCCAGUCAACUUUCUUCCACUUCCUGAUGAUGACUUGGAAGGUGAUACAACCAAAAAUCACCUGAGUGACUCAGAGAGUGUUAAUUCUGUGAUUGCUGGGGUGUCUGAGGAUGCGUCUAAUUACAGGACACGAGAGUGGGUGUCACAGCUGCCUUCUAAUGGCAUGAAUGACGCAGACACAGAUGAGGUGGGAGAAGCUACAGAUGUUCUUGAGUCCAUACAGGCUGUGGAUAUGGCUCAGUCUAAAGAAUUGGAGCAUGAUGUGAUUAACAGCUCUGAAACAACCCAGCUGGGACCUGAGGGUCAAGAUGAUGUUGAGGAUAUGGACAGGAGUGUACCUGAAUCGGCUGCAGAGCAAAUUGAGAUAUCUGCACCUGGUACCUUGAGUGCUGCCAUGCCUAAUUGUGGUCACAUUGCUAAAGCCAAUUCAGUGUCUAAUAUUAGUGUUCGCAACUUUCCUGCUGAAAGUUCACUAGGUCGUAUAAGAUCCAGAGCUGGUAGGCUGUUCAAACCAGUUACGAAGUUUAUUGAAAUAAUGAACCAGCAAAAAGUUCUGGGGUGAACAUGAAUAUACUGCUUGAGUGUUACGUGGUAACUCAUUUUUCUGUAUUCUUUCUAUGACAUACUUCGCUGUAUUAGUUGAUGAGUACGUUACUGUAAUAUUUCCAUUGUUGGGUUUUGAAAGUUUUAAGGAAGUGCAAUGUACUGUAUUACCUCGAGACUAGAAUUAAGUUUUUUUUUUGGAGAUUUUGUGUCCAAAUGUAUGAAAUGUCAUUGUUUAGCUAACAUGUAAUGGGCAUGUUUGUCUAUGAGUGUCUAGGGGAUUGGCCACCCUCUUUUCACUUUAAUUCCUCUGGGAAUAGUGUCUACACUGAAUUCAACUGACAAUUUCAUGAAGUUUUGAACACUUUUUACAUUAUUUUUCUCUUCUAUUUUUUUAUUACUGUAUAUGGUUGUUGGUUUAUGUACCUGAUGUUAUGUGUGGUCAGUGAUAUUCUUGUGUUCAUUUUGGCAUUCUUGUUUUGUGUGGAAGCAAGUGGAAUUCAGUAGGGGGGAGUGUAACAGGUUAAAAAAGGUGCUUUCACUUGCUUUUGGUUAUUAUAUACAUAUGGCCCUUUAAGUAUAAUAGACCUGCACUCUCUGUUCAUUGGCUGGCGGCAUGUUGGAAACUCUUUCCGGUUUAGUCAUUAAUAUUCGCGCCAGUCAAGAGAGUGGUUGUAGUGGGACGUCGUGUAAAAAUGCUGUGAAACUGAUCACCUCAUUUGAAUGUGUUAACAGGUACAUGUUCUACUAUUUUGUUUACUACAUUUUACAAACUGUGUUAUAUACUCACUCUUGAAAAAGGUUUAGUCAUUAAUAUUCGCGCCAGUCAAGAGAGUGGUUGUAGUGGGACGUCGUGUAAAAAUGCUGUGAAACUGAUCACCUCAUUUGAAUGUGUUAACAGAAUUAAACGAUUCCCCCAAGACGCGAAAUGGUGUUGGUUGUCGCAAGUAUUUCACACAACGCAGAUACGAGCCGUAACACUUGCACCCACUGG